AUGACAGAAGUAAAAAAAAGAAACUUAAAUAAAGAAGAAAAAGAAAAAGAAAAAAAAGAAGAAAAAGAAGAAAAGGAAAAUAUAGCAACAGGUAGUGUUAAAGAAAAAAAGGAUGAAAGCAAUGAACACAAAGAAAAAAAUGAAAAGGAUAAAUCAAUUAAAAAGAAUAAAAUUAAAAAGUCAAAGCAUAAACAAUUAGAUGAGUUACCACAAAAUGCAUUAUGUAUUAGAUUUUUUGGUAUGAUUGUAAUGACAGUUAUAACAUUUUUAUUUUGGAGUUUAUCAAAUAAUAAUGGUGUUAGUCAAGAUUCAUCAUUUUAUAUUAAAGAAAUGCCAGCACCACUAUUAAAACACUAUCAGUCAGGAAUUACAGUACCAGUAUUUGACAAAUCAAAUGGUGAAACAUUCAAUGUGUUCCUUGUUCAAAAUGGUAUCAACUUUGAACUCGAACAAGAAAAUACAAAUGAACCAUUCGAAUAUGGUUACAGCGAAUCGAAAACAAAUCCAGCUGAUUGUGAAGUAGCAUUACUAAUCCAUGGACACACUACAACAAGUUUUUCAUAUAGAAAGUCAAUGUUUUAUUUUCAAGAGGCAAAUAUUCAUCCAAUUGCCAUCGAUUUACCAUGCUUUGGUUUCUCUGACCCAUUAAAGAAUUGCAGCUAUGUAGAGAUUAGUGAACGUAUCGAUGAUAUUUUAGAUAGUCUUCAAAUUCGUAAAGGUGUUCAUUUGGUACUAUAUGAUACUGGUGCAAUUAUUGGUUCACUCUUUUAUUUAAAGCAUUCAAAUAGAGUUAAAUCAAUAACAUAUGUCGACCCAAUUAUCGAUAUGUCCCAUCUCCCAUUCUAUUACAAAAUUAUUGACACCCCAGUAGUUAAUCAAUUAUAUUUGAAAUUUAUCUCAUCACCAUAUCUUUCAACAUUAAGAUAUAAAUAUUAUUCACACUACUAUAAAUUAACAAAUACUACCCAACCAGAUAUUGACAGUUAUUUUUAUAGUCUUAGAUUUAAAGAUAACAUUAAUAGUUUCAUAAAUUCUUAUAAAGAAACCGAUAAAAGUUUUAAAACAGCAUUUAAUAUUUAUAAUUCAAAACUUAAAACUAGAGAUAUUCCAAUUCAUCUUAUUAUUACAACUGAUUAUAUUCCAAGUUAUCACUCAAAAUUAAUUCAAAAUAAAUUAUCGACCUCAAUUAAACAUAUAGAUUCAACAAACACCAAAUCAAUAUUCUUUGAAGAUACACCCAUCACAAUUUUAACUCAAGUUGCAGAUAUUAUGGAUACAAUGGAUCCAAAAUUAAGAGAAGUUAAAGAAAAACCAAAGCAACAACAUAAUCAUGAUCAUGGUCAUGGUCACGGUCACGGUCAUGAUCAUUCGCAUGGUCAUUCUCAUGGUCACGAUCACGGUCAUAGUCACGAUCAUGGUCAUGGUCAUGGUCACAGCCACGGUCACGAUCACGGACAUGGUCAUGGUCAUGAUCAAUUUGGUAUGGGCCAUAAUUAUGGGCUUUAA
Molecule: messenger RNA, 1506 nt
Organism: Dictyostelium purpureum
Lineage: Eukaryota; Evosea; Eumycetozoa; Dictyosteliales; Dictyosteliaceae
Exons: 2
Coding region: 1-1506 (501 amino acids)
Source: RefSeq, a predicted model, not a curated record